AUGGAUUCUUUCAUGCGACAAUGUCUCAAUCGAGAUAUGUAUCUCAUCAUUGUGACGUCAAGAGAGAAUAUUGCAGAUGAAGUAGUCUAUCUCAAUGGGUGGGGCAAACUAUUGCCUCUUCAAGCCGUCCACGAUGGUAGUGCGUUUGAAGCGCGUGAAGAAAUAGAAAAACCCAGUUGGAAGGCUCUAACUUGGUCAAGUGAUCAACUCAAAAAGGUUGUUUCAAAGCAUGUCAAAGGCAACCGUGGAGACUACGAAUUUCUGCGUGAAGGGAUGACUCCGCUGGCGGCCAUUCGAGCUGCCAAGUUGGACGAUAUGCAGAAGAUUGGAGAAACUUUUGCCGACGUUUUAGAUGAAGAGCUGUAA
This is a messenger RNA of Seminavis robusta, 366 nucleotides long. Lineage: Eukaryota; Bacillariophyta; Bacillariophyceae; Naviculales; Naviculaceae. The record is from the annotation of a GenBank genome assembly.